AUGUCAGGCUUGAAGGGGACAGAGGUGUCGAGCAACUGGAAGAAGCUGCAAGAGAAGCUCCAAGCAGAGAAGAAGAAUCAACCGCAGCAGAGCAAUGGCGUGAAGCGCAAGAGGCCCGACAACGACAAGCCAAAAGCCGCGAAUGCAUUCAAGAAGCCAAAGACCACAGGCGCAAGACCACUCAAGCCAGUACGACCUCACAAGAUGGGCACCACCACCUCCACCCCCACCUCACAACCCCCCCUCCGCUCCUCGCUCACCACCACCCACGACAUCCCCCCCUCCGACUUAACAGCCGCCUACGGCACCCACUCUUCGACUCCUCUCUCGACUCCUCUCAAACACAAGGAUGAAGUGAACGCCGGCCUCCACCCCACCCACAAGAUCGGCAAAUACCUCGCCCUCGACUGCGAAAUGGUCGGCACCGGGCCCCCACCCCACUUUCCCGACCACAUCCUCGCCCGCGCGAGUCUGGUGAAUUUCCACGGCGAGCAGGUGUACGACUCGGCGGAGCAUAUCCGGCCCGGGGUCGCGAGGCCGUUUGGCGAGGUGCAGAAAACCGUCGCUUCACUCCUCUCCGGCCGUAUCCUCGUCGGCCACGCACUAAAGAAUGAUCUUGUGGUCCUGGGACUCAGUCAUCCGAAGAGGGAUCUAAGGGAUACGAGCCGCUACGCGAAGUUCAGAAUCGAGAGUAAAGGCAAACCCCCCGCGCUGAGGAAUCUGGCGAAGCAGGAGUUAGGAUGGGCUAUUCAGGAGGGGGAGCACUCGAGUGUGGAGGAUGCGCGGGCGGCGAUGGGGUUGGUGAGGAAGGAGAGGGUGGGGUUUGAGGAGGAGAGUCGGAGGGUGUUUGGGGUAGGGAGGAAAGAUGACGGGAACAAGGGGAAGGGGAGGGGUGAGCUGGAUAGGGAGGAGGAUGGUGGGGAGGCUGAUGAGGACGAUGAUAUGGAUUUGCUGGAUGGCGAGGAGGGCGAGGACGAGGUUGAUGGCGAUGAGGCGCCCGCGAAGGCCAAAGUCACGGCGACGGUGAAGAAGAAGUAUAAGAAGAAGAAACGGACGAAGCGCAAGUAG
Saxophila tyrrhenica is the source of this 1068-nucleotide messenger RNA. It is a transcript of the gene REX4, whose product is annotated as 3'-5' exonuclease. Gene Ontology annotation, cellular component: nucleus. Bases 1 to 1068 code for a protein of 355 amino acids. Gene Ontology annotation, biological process: rRNA processing; ribosomal large subunit assembly. NCBI's taxonomy places the organism in Eukaryota, Fungi, Ascomycota, Dothideomycetes, Mycosphaerellales, Extremaceae. Gene Ontology annotation, molecular function: nucleic acid binding; 3'-5' exonuclease activity. The record is from RefSeq and is a predicted model, not a curated record. The transcript has 2 exons.